Messenger RNA from Agelaius phoeniceus (red-winged blackbird), 1366 nucleotides. It is a transcript of the gene ENKUR, whose product is annotated as enkurin, TRPC channel interacting protein. Gene Ontology annotation, molecular function: calmodulin binding. NCBI's taxonomy places the organism in Eukaryota, Metazoa, Chordata, Aves, Passeriformes, Icteridae. The record is from RefSeq and is a predicted model, not a curated record. Gene Ontology annotation, cellular component: axonemal microtubule; acrosomal vesicle.
CUGUCUUCUUACAGAUGUAUUGUCUCUUUUUCCCUUGCUAAAUGAUGAGCAAAUUAGAUUCUGAUGUUGCUCAUAAACAUGUUUUUUUCCUUGCAACUCUCUCUAAACCUGUGAUAUUGAGCCACUUCCUUGAACUGGAAAGUCACUGAAAACAUAAAAGAUCCCCUAUCUCUUCAUCCGAAGGUGUCUAUAGCUGUCUACAAAUGAUGGCUUCACCUCAUACCAGUAUGUAUAUAUCCAAACUAAGAGAACUUGUGAAACAUGAAGGAGACAAAAAUAAAUCUCAGUGGAAAACUAUGGGGCCAGCAAAAGUUGCAGUGCCAUCUCCAAAUGAUUUUCUGCAGAAACGUUCCAAGGAGUCCAAGCUAACACCAAAAAAAAAAGAAGAGGAUGGUAAAAAAUUGCUCCCAUUAUCAGUGCCACCCAGGACAUACCACCCAGUUACUCGCAUUAAAAAGAAUUUUAUAAGUAAAAAUGCACUUGCUGUUAUGACAGGGGAGCCUAAAAAGCCUCGACAUUUUUGUGUUGAUACAAGACAGGGAGAUAAAUAUCUCCUUGAACCUUCAGGACUUUUUCCAAAAUACAUUAACAAAAAGAAUUAUGGCGUUUUACCAAAAUAUGUGAUACAGAGAAAUGAAGAAAUGAAGAGAGAGGAGGAAGAAUACCAAGCCAGUGUUUUGGAGCAACUCAAGAAGAAAGCUAUGAAACUACUAUCUGAAGAAGAAAGGACAAAUGUUCUGAAGGCACUGAAAAAGAACUGGGAGGAAAUAAAUCGUGCAUAUCAAAGUCUUCCAAUAGUAACAGACACCAGGUACAAGCAGAUGCAUAAAGAAGAGCUGGAAUUAAAGCUGAAACAACUGGAGCAUGACAUAGCAGCAAUUGAGAAGCAUAAAUGUGUCUACAUUGCAAACAUAUAAGGAUUGUUGUUCAGAUAUGGUCUCUAUUCUCCUUUUUCCCUGUCCCCACAUCUCCAAGAAGUGCCUCUCUAAAUUCUCACAAGAUGCUACUGUCAACUAUUUAGAAGGAAACGCUCAACUAAGUAUGUAGCAUCUUAGAAAAGUUGUUACAUGUAAUUCUCAUCUGUACAAUUCCCAAACAUUUUGAAAUAAAAUGCUUAACUCAACUUUGAGUAUGAAUAAUGAAUUUAAUUUAUUAUUCUUUGUAAUUUUUAUUAACUACUAGGAUUUCUAUAAACAUCAUACAAAAAGCAUAUAAAACACUGUUUCUUAUGUUUGGAGUACAUCUUUCCUUGCCUAGCCAAAACAAAAGGAAAUAAUUGGCUGCAGAAGACAGCUUGGUAAAUAUAACUUCAGGAUGGAAUGGCUUCUGGACUAUAUAUUAAAGAGAUGUUUUGCUUUACUUAAAA